Messenger RNA from Cylicocyclus nassatus, 1072 nucleotides. The record is from the annotation of a GenBank genome assembly. Lineage: Eukaryota; Metazoa; Nematoda; Chromadorea; Rhabditida; Strongylidae.
GUUCCAGAAAUUGAAAUGAGUGGUUAUUAUCCGCCCGCAGCACAACCACCUAUGCAAGCGCCACCUCCACCUGGAACAUUCGUAAUCCAACCCGGAUAUGGUUUCCAACCCGGAUAUGGUCCUCAACCCGGAUAUGGCCCCCAACCCGGAUACGGUCCUCCACAAUCACAGAUGAUGCCCAUGCAAACUUCCGCCCCUUAUAUGACACCUGCACCAAUCACAACUCAGCCGGGAAUGGUUCCAGGACAAGUUGUUUGGAUGUCAGUACCACAACCCAUAGAAGGCGUACCUCCUGGUUUGGAAUAUCUGACUAUGGUAGAUAAGAUAAUGGUGCAUCAGAUCUAUGAAGUGAUGGAACUUUUAACAGGUUGGGAGACUAGUAAUAAGUAUUCAUUAAGAAACGCGAAUGGAGAACAGGUCUACUAUGCUUUCGAAGAAUCAGAAUGCUGGGAACGUCAAUGUUGCGGUUCUCAACGAGGAUUCACCAUGCAUAUUACGGAUAAUUUUAAGAGGGAAGUCAUAACUAUACGACGCCCCUUCAAAUGCUGUGGUGGAGGAUGUUGCGGUAUUUUCGCAAACUUUGGGUUCUGCAGUUCUGAAUGUACGAUAGAGUCACCACCAGGAGUAGUGGUUGGAACGGUCGAGCAAAGAAGAGCUUGUUGUGCCAGUUGUUUCACGAUAAAAGACGCAAAAGGUUCAGUAAUUUUACAAGUGGAUGGUCCUUGCUGCUGUUUGAUGUGUGGUUGUCAGGAUAAAGAGUUCCCGGUCGACACCCCAACCGGUGAAAAUAUUGGUAGCAUAACGAAAAAAUGGGGUGGUUGUCUACGUGAAGCAUACACCGAUGCGGAUAUAUUCAGCGUAACUUUUCCGAUUGAUCUCGAUGUAACAGCCAAAGCAGUGCUACUUGGAGCGACCUUCCUUAUCGAUUUCAUGGAAUUUGAGCAAUCAGCCAACAAGAAUCGCCACACUUAGUCAAAACGAGUUCAUCUAUAUCUUGCCUAGGAAAACAAAUUUUCAAUACUUGUGUUCAUAUCCUUGAUACUACUCAGUAAAUGCCGGGUACAACUUUAAC